Molecule: messenger RNA, 8212 nt
Organism: Anneissia japonica
Lineage: Eukaryota; Metazoa; Echinodermata; Crinoidea; Comatulida; Comatulidae
Product: chondroitin sulfate proteoglycan 4-like
Exons: 3
Coding region: 98-7297 (2399 amino acids)
Source: RefSeq, a predicted model, not a curated record
CGAAAGCACACACGCGAGGAGAAAAUAGCGACAAUUUUGUGAUCAUGCAGAUAACUGGUAAUAUUCAGGUAAUUUCGUUCAGUGAGAUUCAACAAAGAUGACAAUGAAUGCAUAUACAUUCUCUUUUUGUCUGUGGAUUGGUCUUUCGCUUCAGGUGUUAAGCUAUGCAGCUUCUUUUUAUGGAACAAGCUUAAUUCACCUUCCUCUCGAGGAUGUUUCAUCUGAGAAUGAAAUCACCCUUCAGUUUCGUACCAGUCGGACAAGGGGAUUACUAUUUCUGGCAGCUGGACAAACCGACUACUGUAUAAUACAAAUUGAAACUGGUCGUGUACAUGUGCUGUUGCAAGUUGGAUCAGGAGAGAUUCAGAUGAGCCUGGAAAAGAGGAUUAAGGUCAAUGACCUGGUAUGGCAUCAGAUAUCACUCCGACAACUUGAAGGAAUAGUCACACUUUCUGUUGAUCAAAAAUUUUUUGUAAGCAAGAGCCUUCCCGGUGAGCAGUACGUAUUUGAUGUUACAGAUGGUGUAUAUGUAGGAAGCACUCCAUCCAACUUCAAACAUAAAUACGCAAGUAAAGUGGAGAAGUCAUUUAGAGGCUGCAUUGAGAAUGUCAUGUUUAAUAAUAUAGAUGUAUUUCAGUUGGCUUUAGAAACUGAUGAUGCAACAACGAAUGACAUUACACAGAAUUGUAGUGCAGAGUUUGUUGCUGCCCCGAAUGACCCUAUCAGCUUUGUAUCGGACACUUCAUAUAUACAAAUGCCAAGAUGGAUUAUACUAACAAGAGGUUCCUUUGCAUGCUGGUUAAAAACCUCAGUUGGAGAUGGGCUAAUUCUUUAUCAAGGUGGUAACACCGAAGAUUUCAUUGCUGUAGAGUUGAAAAAGGGUAGAGUCCGAACUAUUUUUAAUAGAGGAAGCGGAAUUGUAGAUUUUACAUCAAGUACUUCGGUCAACGAUGCCAACUGGCAUUAUUUGAUCAUUGACUUUACUGACACAUCAAUAAGUAUUAGUGUAGAUUAUGAAGCAGAGGUCCAGGGGAUAGAUACUGACUCUGAGAUAUUUGAAAUGAACGGGAUGAUGUUUGUCGGUGGCGUUGUGCUGAAGUCGCGCAUCGAUGCAAUUGAAAAUGGAAUUAAUUCCAUCACACAUGCUAGCAGAGGUGGAUCAUUUCAAGGGUGUAUUCGUGAUAUUGAAGUAAAUCAUCAGCAGUUAACGCUUGCUGAUACACGUGUUACACAUGGCAUCAGCCUGGAAUGCGUUUACACGUUCCCUUGUUCUGAUAAACCUUGCAAAGAUGGUGAAACAUGCACUGAUAUUGGAACAGUGAACCAUGAAUGUCAUUGUAUGACGCACAGCUGCAAUAAAGAGCUUACAACCAUGGUGGAUCCUUCUUUAUAUAUUUUGCCCUCAACUAAGGCAGUUACUAGUCCUCCAAUAGUUGAUGUGAAUAGUGAACCAAUCAGCACAAAAUCACUGACUUUACUAGAAGGUGGUAGAGCCACGAUCACUACCAAUAAUAUCCAUCUAAAUAUCGAUCUUUCAAAAUAUGGGUUACGUCCGUCCCAGAUUUUAUUCCGCCAGAAAAAAGCGCCAAAGCAUGGUGGAAUUUAUAGGUAUGUGUUGCGAAAGGACGAUGAAACAGACCAAUUCACACUCCUUGAUUUAAAUGGUUCUUCUAAGAUCACCUAUCAACAUGAUGGUAGUGAACAUUUUAAGGAUAAAAUUAAACUAGAGUUGGAAAUACUUGGGAAAAAUACUCUACCAGAGGAGUUUAAAGAUGCUGAAUUCACCAUAGAUGUGAAUAUAAUACCAGUUAAUGAUCCACCUAAACUUGUUAUACCAUCAGAUAGCAUCCUAAAAAUCAUUCAAAUGUCUAGUGUUGUACUGACAUCAGAUGAGUUAAAUGCAAUGGACCCAGACACAGAUCCUACCAACCUGACAUAUUCUGUUUUAGAUUCAAGGAAAAUAGGUUUUAUGUCAAUGGAUGAUUCAGAUACCAAAGAGUUUACACAAGCUGAUAUAAAUAAUGGACGCGUAUUGUUUGUUCAUACCGGGCCAAUGUUUAAAUCACGUGUUACUCUUCGUGUUAAUGAUGGUCAUAAAUACAGUCGCCCUGUGCCAUUACGUAUUGAGGCCGUUCCUUUAGAGCUGUAUGUGAUUGAAGGCUCUAAACUGCGCGUGAACCCUGGUGACUCUGUUAUGAUAACAACAGAAAACCUAAAUGUAGAAACAAGUGCUGAACAUCAGGAACUGGAUAUUACAUAUGAAAUAUUAGCUUAUCCAAGGUAUGGAGAAAUCCAAAAAACCUCAAAUGGAAAAUUUUGGAAAAGCGUGAAUUCAUUCCAACAGCGACACAUCGAUAAACAGAAGUUGCGUUAUACACUCAAUGAUUAUACACCAGAAGCAGGUCGGAAGCGCGAUGCUUUUUCUGUACGCGCAACUUGUUUGGAUCAGACAAUUGAUGACAUCCGUGUACUCAUAGACAUUCUGAUAACUGAGGUUAGGAUUCUGAACAAUACUGGGCUCACUCUUAAUAAGCGACGACAGGGAUUCAUCUCUCCUGCGAAUUUAUCCUCGGAUGUUGUCGAUGCUCUUUUCCCUUCACCUGUCAGAUAUAACGUACUUCGUCCUCCAUUAAAGGGUGACCUACUAAAAAAGGGUAAAAGGUUAACCAGUGGUCAGAACUUUACUCAGAAUGAUGUGAACAAUGGUAUUAUGGAGUAUAGAAUAAAUGAUGAUGUUGGGCAGACUAUCAAUGAUUCGUUUCUUUUUCAAGCUUUUGUUACAAAUGCCCAGUCGUCUUAUCUAAAGUUUGAACUCGCAUUUGUAUCAGAAGCUGGGCCUGUGCUUUUAACUAAUGCAGGAACCACUGUACAAGAAGGUGGCUACCAUGAUAUCACUUCGCAGGAAUUAUAUGUGAGUGUUGAGGAAAAUGAAGAUUUUGAAUUUACGUUAACAACAUUCUUGCGGCAUGGGUCUUUACAUUUAAUCAACCCAACAACAUCUGAAAUUAUCUACUCAAAUAUAUCUUCAUUUUUUAACAGUGACCUCAAAGAUGGUGCUGUCCGCUAUCAACAUGACCAUUCAGAGGGAUUUACAGAUUCUUUUGGAUUCUUAGCAUCGACUUCAUUUGUAGACCAAGCUGGAAUCAUGCAUGAGGUGCAGCAACCAGGACUGUUCAACAUUAGUGUAAAUCUGAUCAAUGAUCACAAACCUAAACAAGUCGUUCUGAAGCCUUUUCAAGUUGUCCGUAAUGGAAAGAAGCUUCUCACCAACAGAGAUUUAAAGUUUAUUGAUGAAGACAUUGAUUUUGAUGAUGCCAAUAUUGAGUACAGAAGACAAGGAAUUCGUAAUGGCCAGUUUGUUUGGGUUGAUGAUGUUGAAACUCCGGUUUUUCGGUUCCUUCAGAGAGACAUUGAUGAAGAAAAGCUGCUUUUCAAGCAUAGUGGUGUGGAUGAAGCUCGCAUGUUGUUGAUUGUUAGAGAUCAAGACCAAAGCCGACUAACAACUUCAUACCUGAAGGUGAUUGCCUCUGAUCCUUUUCUCACUGUUACAUGUGAUUCUGAAUUGCCUGUGAAAUUUGGCCAUACUACAACCAUCACAACUUCUUAUUUAAAUAUUGAGACAAAUUUGAAUGUUAAGGCUAAAAACAUUCUUAUUAAUAUUGUUAAGCCAGCAGUGUUUGGUCAAGUUCUUAAAGUGGGUUCCCCAGUUACUUCAUUUACUUAUGAGGAUCUGCAUCUGAAAAAAAUUGAAUAUGAAAGUACACUUGAGGAAAAUCAACAAGAAAACCUGCAUGAUGGUUUUGAUUUCAUAAUUCUUUCCAAAGAACUCGUUACUGAUGGAUCUCUUGCCAUCAGUAUUUUCUUGGAGCAGCAUCAGGUGUUACCAAAAGUGUUGAGCAACAAGCCAUUUUUUGUAGAGAAAGGAAAAGCUGUGAUCCUGAAUAAGUCAAAUCUAAAAGUGUACCAUGAGGAUUCUCUGCCAGGUGAUAUUGUCUUUAUGGUGCACCAGUUGCCCAAAUAUGGAGUCUUGCAAUUAAAUUCAGAUAGAAAUAAAAGGAAAAGAAGGCAAGUGGAACUUUCCUUUACACAGCAUGAUGUCAAUCAAGGAAGAGUUGAAUACAUUCAGACUAAAGAUGCUGGUGAAGGUCAAGAUAGUUUUACCUACGAUGUUGAUAAUGGGCAGACAAUGCUUUACAAUUUGACAUUCACCAUUGAGAUUGUGCCAGAGAUGGUUCCAAUUAUUAUUGAGAACAUCACUGUUAGGGAGGGUGGCUCAAAAGCAUUGACAGAGGAAUUUAUAAGAGUUGACCAUCCUUACUAUGAAGCAGAUGAUUAUAUUAUCCAGUUGACUACCAAUCCAUCACAUGGAAUCUUAGAUCAUUCUCGUUUUGCAGGUGUUCCUAUCAGCAGAUUCACAAAGGAAGAUAUUGAAGAUGAGUUUGUAUACUAUGUUCAUGAUGGCAGUGACACACUUCUUGACAGUUUCUCUUUCAUCGCAAACUUCACAAAAAUUGGUAAGGUCAGUAAUACAUCCACAGUCUUUGUUGAUGUCGUUCCUGUUAAUGAUCAUGAACCAACUGUGGUGGUGAAUAAAGGAUUGGAGGUUAUUAUUGGUUCUACCACAACCUUAUCUGGUGAUGUAUUAAGAACAGUUGAUGAAGAUUCAGGACCUGAUCAGCUUGUGUACACAUUGACUCCUGCAAACAAUGGCCGCUUGAUCAUGAAAGGUGGCACAAACCAAUCAAUUUUGACAUUCAGUCAAAAAGACUUGAAUGAAGGAAAUAUUAUAUUUGUUCACUCAGGUGUUUAUACUGGUGGAUUCCGUUUCCAAGUUAGUGAUGGCACCUAUAACUCAAAAAGACAAAUAUUCAGCAUCACAGCGAAGGCUCUUAGAAUCUCCUUAACAAGUACAAACCCUCUCAUUGUUGGUGCUUUUUCUCUUCAACCAAUCACAACGGAUUACCUGAUGGUCAAAGCCAAUCUAAACCUAGAACAUCUUGGACUUCCAGUCACUUAUAUUAUAGUCAGGAAUCCUGAAUUUGGACAGAUUGUACUGAUUACUACAGAAUCUGAGACCAAUGGAACUAAUUUUCUUUCCGUCAACCACUUUAUGCAGGAUGAUGUUAAACAAGGAAACAUAGCAUAUCUCCAUACAGAUUUCAAGACUGAUGCCAAUACAGAUUCUUUCACAUUUAAUGUUGUAAUCCCUUUUUCACAGAAUCUUACCAACCAGUUAUUCAACAUCACCAUCAAACCACUUGAUGCUAGUGAAAGCAUAAUGAUACAAAAUAGAGGAUUGAACGUCACAGAAGGCGAGGAAGCAAUAAUUGGUGUCCAUAAUUUAAAUGCUGAAAAGUUUUUAAAGAUGCCAUCAUUUGCUGGAGAAGAUAGUAGUUUUGAAAUUCUUUAUGUCAUAAUUGAACUACCAAGUCAUGGAUCUGUCAUGCUAAAUAAUGUUACCCUUAAAUUUCAUGGGUCGUUUACCAAUCAGAACAUACAAGAGAACAAAGUAACAUAUUUACAUGAUGAUUCAGACACAUUUGAAGAUCAUUUAAAAUUAAUGAUAUCCCUUGUUGAUAAACUAAAUACUGUUGUUUCUAAUCAAACUGAAUUCUUUAAUAUUACAAUUUUUCCAGUUAAUGAUGAAACUUUUGAGAUUGUUACCAAAAAUCUGUUGAUGCAAGUACCACAAGGCACAGAAUACGUCAUCGAUAAGGGUGACCUAGAGACUAUCGAUCCAGACACAAAUCCUAAUCAGAUUGUCUACCAUCUUCUAACGAGGCCUAGUAAUGGUUAUCUCGUAUUUACAGAUAAUAAGUCAAUUCCUGUUAUGUCAUUUACUCAAGAGGAUAUUAACUCCCAUCAACUUAUUUUUAUACAUGAUGGCAGCGUAAUGAAAGGAGGUUUUCCAUUUGAAGUUUCAGAUGGUGCUCACAAGCCCAAGUUCAAACUUUUCAAUAUUGUCAUUAUUCCAACAACAAUUGACGUAUCCCAUGGUAUAGAGAUACAACUUCUUCAAGGCCAGACCGAAAUUGUUCUCACUAGAUCAAAUUUUAAUGCUACAACAAAUGGCAACAAAUUGCAAAUUGCUUACAACAUAACUAUGCUACCAACUUUUGGUCAUUUUGUGAUGUAUGAUAAAAUUGUGACAGAGUUUUUACAAGAUAAUGUGGACAUGAAAUUGGUUAAGUAUAUUCAGACAAAUCUGUCUGUAGCUGGAGAUAGUUUUUCAUAUGUUGUUGCUAUUGAUGAAACUAUGUCAGAAACAUAUUCGCUCAAUGUUACUGUUCAACCUGCAUUUGUUCUAAAUGAAUUCAAUGUCAAUGCUGGAAGUGUUUUCCAACUUUCUUUAGAUCAAGUCAAUGCUACUUUGCUUGAGAGGAGCACUCAGACAGAUCCCAUCUUUAGUGUAGCAGACAUAUCGGGUUUAUGUUCAAUUGUUAAUGUAUCUAAUUUAGAGGAAUUAUCAGAGUUCACACAUAAAGAUCUUUUAGAGGGAUGGGUUGCUGUUGAAGUGGAUCAUAUUGAUCUUCAGAAAAAUGAAACAUUAACUGCUGGUUAUAGUUUGAUUGUGAGUUCCUCUGAAGCUCAGCCUGUUCUACUGUCUGGUUCUUUGACCAUUCUGCCACAAAUAGUACAAACCACAACAGAAAGACUGCAGACCACAGUACCUGAAAUUGGCAGUGGUGAUGUGAUCAAAGUUGAUUUCAUGGCAGAUGUUAGCAACCCAAGCAGUUCAGACAAAGACUCUGGCAUCACAGGACCACCAGAUUAUCUUACGACUUCACCAAUAUUCAAUGAAGGAAAGUCGGAUGAAGGUCCUCCUGACAGUAGUAUCAUUCCAAUUAUCAUUCCAAUCAUCAUUGUAAUUAUUUUUCUCAUUAUUAUCAUACUACUAGUAGUUUGGUUGAUCAGAAAAAAACGGAAGGAGGCUAAAAGUGGACGGGAGUCUCCAUACCCUGACAUGGAUGGUGGGCCCUAUCCAGGAGCUUCAGCAAUUCCAGGGCAAGCUGGCAUUUUACCACCUAUCAAUAUCUGUGCCGUGAAUUAUAGCGCAGCAUCUCAAGAAUUUCCUUAUAGUGGUUCAGGAUCACUGCAUCGUCCUAUAGCAAGUCCACUAGUUCCUCAGGUGACUGUCACAGCACUUGGACGUCCGCCGUCCCCGUCCACUAUUAAAAAAUCGUCCUUGGUUAGUAUAAAUACAAAUGGUACAGGUUCGCUCUCUUACAGCAUGUCCCACGAUUCUCAACAUGCUAUGCCUACUCCUAAGUUAAAGAAGAGUCAAUAUUGGGUUUGAUAGAUCAAAAUGUUAGAUUAUUUUUUACAAAUAGAUGUAUAAAUUUUUAAGAUGUGAAUAUUGGUAGUUAAACAAAUAUAGCUAUUAACUUUUGCUAAUAUCAUCAAUUUCAUAUAUAUGUUGCGCAUACAACUGAAUUAGAUGAAUAUGUAAUUUUUUAAUUUGAUAUAAAUUCUUUUUGUUAAUGUGAAAUUCCAGUAUGUCAUAUCUUAUUAAAUUUUGUAGUUAUCUAUCCAGGUUGGUAGAUAAAAUGGAAAAACCAUCCCAAACAUAUGACUUCUGUAGUACAGUAUAUGCAGUAGUUCACUAACAUAUUAUAUGACGUAAGCCGGUAAGAAUGAAGAUUUAAGAUCGUCCACACUUUAUCAAUACCAAUAUGCUUUGUCUGUUAAUAAGAUUUUAUAGUCUUUCUCAGUUACCAUUAGAAAUUAACGAAAAGGAAAAUGAUAUGAUAUAAUGCUCAAAUUGGUUCAAAUAUUGAUCUAAAGGAUAAGCUGAAAUGAUACUGCAAGAAAAGGGUUCAUAUAGAUGAACUUAAAUUAUAUGAAACGUUGUAUACUUCCAGUUAGGCAUACUACAUUAUAGGUAAUAGAAAUCCUAGUUCAAUGCUUUAUUCACAUAAUGAUCCCUCCAUGAAGGGGGUUUUUUUUUAUAGUAUUUACAGUAUUUACAUUUUACUAUUAAUAGGCCAUAUGUGGCAUUUUUUAAUGGUCUAUUUAAGAUCUAAUUGAUUAGAAUUUAAAAUUUAUGCUGUAAUUAUUAAACACUGAAAUGAUUUAAAAUUACUCUUUUUUAUUUAUACAUUGCACAAGAUUUUAUAGUUUUUUGAUGUUUUAUGACAGUAUUACACAUAUGAUGCAAUGAGCAACUCCUUGACAUAGUAAGUAGUAAUAAAGUGGUAUAUUUUGAGUUGGA